Molecule: messenger RNA, 577 nt
Organism: Aspergillus welwitschiae
Lineage: Eukaryota; Fungi; Ascomycota; Eurotiomycetes; Eurotiales; Aspergillaceae
Exons: 1
Coding region: 118-456 (112 amino acids)
Source: RefSeq, a predicted model, not a curated record
CCCGCUUUCCCACGACGGCCCCAUCGGGCCAACUUGGAUUUGCAGCCUCUCCGACACUCAGUCGAGCUCGUCCUUUUCUGCUUCGUCUGAAAUCGAUCCGACUAGCAGCUCUUUUGCAUGCGCUUGAUUGGCCUGAAAGCCUUCCGAUGUGUCCUCCAGGGAACUCUUGCGCCGUUUCCCUGGCUCCGUCGCUCACCGUUUUUCCCUAAUUCUCUUCCUUUCCCGUUCCCUCGCUCGCUCUCUCGCUUUCUCUCUCUCUCUCUCUCUCCACUCGUCUUUUCCUCUUUCUCUUCCUCUCUCGCUUUUCCCCUUCUCCUGCUUUUCGCUGCGUGCUUCCAUCUCUCCCCUCUCUCCGUCCACAGAGCUUUCGGAGCUGGUUCUAGUUCCAUUCCAUAUUCAUCCCCCUCUUCCCCUUGCUCUCCAUAUCCUCUCUCCCCUUAUCACCUGCUGAAUUGAAACGGCUACCAGAUCCGGCUGAAGAUCUCCGUGUUCUGUUUUUCUUCUUCCUUCCCCACCCUCCCGUUCGGGGUCGAUUAAACUCAACUUUUACCGCCAUUUCGCGACCUUACCUUACUGA